Blastomyces dermatitidis ER-3 is the source of this 2554-nucleotide messenger RNA. RefSeq lists its product as uncharacterized. The record is from RefSeq and is a predicted model, not a curated record. NCBI's taxonomy places the organism in Eukaryota, Fungi, Ascomycota, Eurotiomycetes, Onygenales, Ajellomycetaceae. The coding region runs from base 554 to 907 and encodes 117 amino acids. The transcript has 2 exons.
AAUAUAGGGUUCGGUACACUGAGUCGGGCCUCUUUCUUCAGUCAGGGAUAUUGAUCUCAUAUCCCUUCACCGCCUUUCCACUAUUUUUUCCAAAAUGUUUGCUAUACUGUGUGCUAUGUUGUUCGAAAAUGGGUUGUUUUGUGAAAUCAUCUGCCAACACGUUGAAUGCACUUGAUUCUGACAAACUAACAUUCUUUAACAUAGAGACCUAGUACAUUUUCCUGCCAAAUAUAUCUCCUUGCUCUCUGAGUGGUAGGAUAUCUCGGUUCUUUCCUGAAAGCAACAAUAUAACUAGAGGUUAUCCAUACCUACCUACAUAACUUGGGAAAACACACAUCCGACGUGUUGACAUAGGGGGCUGAAGAGGCCGCCCAAUAGCGGUCGAAUACGCGUGCAAGCCUGGACUAAUUUUGCAUCGUACUUGCUACUCAGUACAGCAUUUGUGCAUCCCAGCUGAGCUGACGGGAACUGGGAUUGAUAUGCCCAAAUUCCAAACAGGGCGGCAGCGGCAGCGUUAAAUGUCGGUGCGCUAAUAUAAGACGAUACCACCAUCAUGACGUCCCUCCCCAAGUGGCAGCCGGAAAGCUUGGUUCGUAAAAAUGGGAUGACGGAAGAUACGAGCCUAUCCACGUUCCGAUCUCGUGAGGAAACAGGAACGAGGAAACAGAGCCUUCUUUUGAAAGUGAGGCAACAAGCCGAAUGGACGAAAAUCUCGCGGUUAUUAAUUAUUGUCCAGGCCUGUGUCGUCUGCGCCACCACACAUCUGGAUUAUGGCAGUGUUUGCAGGGGUUCAUGUUCUGUGGAAUUUGAUUUUGACAUGCGUUGUGUUCGUUCGAAGACAAUUAGCGUACGGGGAAAGGCUGUGUGUGACCCCUUGGGUCCCUUAGACAGGGCUUUGUCUUUGUGAUGACAAUCAAGUUACAGCAAAAUGUGGCGAUACUACCAAGGGCUUAAAUUCCUGUAUAUUUGGAAUAAUUCAGUCCGUGAUUUGUGUACUAUCACGAACGGCUCAGUCACGCAUAAAUAUCUGGGUUUUUUUUUUGUUCCAAACAUCAAUUCUUCGAAAAGAAGAAUAGAGGAAUUUAGAAAGGCUUGCCCCACCAGUCAUAAUUGGUUCCAUCGAUGCCAGCAUGCCAUUUGCGAGCCACACUCCGGCCUGGUAGGUUAUAAAUUAAUAUAUGGCAUGGAACACUAACUUCCUACUAAAGCAGGUAAUCAUGAUUCUGCAUGAUAGAUUUAUUGUUUAAGCCGCUAGAACAACCCACUGAACUUUGGCUAAAAUCCACUAGAGUUGGCGAUUACUUCGACUCAGGAGGACGACUACUGGGUGAGACCAAUCACUUACGUACAAGCUGCCCAAUUUUCACCCCAAAGUGUCUCUUUUAAACAUAACGACGCACGAACCUUCGACAGCGAGCUCACAGAGCGCACCAACCCACCCAUCAUCCAGAUGUGACAGGAUAUCCAAACAUCCUCCGUGUUCUAGAAACUAUUAGAAACCUGCUGCAGUGGACAUUGGCUUGCCGAUCCGAACCCCCACUCCAUCUAUUGUUCAGCCUUGCGCACCACGAAACCACCGAAAGAGAAAAUCCCGAGUUUGGUAGGGUUUCGGUGAGAGAUCACUAUCUAAAUUUGAGGCGGAAGGCGAGUGUUUUGAAUGCCAAAAGUAGGUAGCGCAGCCUGGCGCACUCUGUGUCCAAGGGUUUAUUCAUUAGAAGCAAAAGUCUAGUGAGGCUCAAUUCCCAUUCACCGGUCUCCCUUUGUUUCAUUUUUUUCUCUCCCGCUGUGAUCUCCUUGCUCCUAGUUGUUUUACAGUGUAUUCUUCAGUGCAUGCAGAGAUUUACAAUUUCUCGUAUGUUUCUCUACACUGCACGCCACCGGUUCAUGCAUAUAUAUGCUCUACCCUCACCGAGAAGCCGGAAAAGAGGGUAUUUUAGCGGGACCUUGGUGGGAAGCCUUCUAAUCCUCAAACCCGUGAUGGAUCUAGAUGAGCGGCUUUCUGACCGAAAUAGCCAUCCAUCCUCAUAACGUGUUAUUCUGAUUGUCAUCCUCCGGGCAUUGUCAUAUGAUAACAACCAAAGCAUGAGGCGGUAUUGUUCUCUACUAAGAGUCCAACUCGUGAUGGCUCUUAGCUCUCUAGCACGUCAAAUCAGUGGAGGCACGGCGCGUUUUUAGGUUUAGUUGAGUUGCCAGCGGAGAUGCCGGUUUCCUUCCGCUGUAGCUCGUAUGCAAUAAUAAUAACAGGGUUUAUUAUCAACUUCAUGCCACUGCCAGUUGUCAAAGAAUAGGAGAUUUAUCAGGUCGUUCAACAAUCAGGUGCCUGUUGUGGAUGAUAAUGGUAGGACAAGGGCAAAGGCCCCUGAGCCGUGCUGGUGGCGUUAUAGGCAGAUCAGCUUGAUGAUUUUAAGGUGACACAGGAGGAGUGAAAGGACCUCAAUAUCACACCGAAAAACCCACUUCUCAUUCAGGCUUUUGGCGGCAUCCGCGUCCUUAACUUCAACAAAUGGCACCAACAACCGUAACAGUUCCUAUGAAGAAAUAUAUAUAAUUUCAG